Messenger RNA from Maylandia zebra (zebra mbuna), 426 nucleotides. NCBI's taxonomy places the organism in Eukaryota, Metazoa, Chordata, Actinopteri, Cichliformes, Cichlidae. The record is from RefSeq and is a predicted model, not a curated record.
AUGCCAGCUGACGGUCCUCUGGAGUCCGUCCAGGUGUUUGGACAUAAAACCCACCACAGCAGUUUCCCAGUGCAGGAGGGGGACGUCCUGAUCAGGGUGAACGGCAGACCUGAGGAGAGGGUGGAGCCUGCUACGCUCCAGAACAAGCUUCUGGAGCCAGUGCUGCGGAGCGUGGCACCGCACAGAUCUACACCAGCCAUGUCCACAGCCCUGCUUGCAUACUACCAGAAGGAUGUGGAUGAGGCCUCUGAGAAGGAGAUCCAGGACAUCCUGAUCCAGUACGACAGUGAUCUGAGUUCUGCCUACAUAUCCCACCAUCAGCAGGAGAGUGUGUCUGAGUACAGCCUGACUUUACAGCACAGGGUUCAUCCAACACCCGUCAACCUAAAUCCACAGUGCAGCCCUGAACCUGGACCGUCAGUGUAA